Molecule: messenger RNA, 3449 nt
Organism: Physeter macrocephalus (sperm whale)
Lineage: Eukaryota; Metazoa; Chordata; Mammalia; Artiodactyla; Physeteridae
Gene: FTSJ3
Product: FtsJ RNA 2'-O-methyltransferase 3
Exons: 20
Coding region: 195-2708 (837 amino acids)
Biological process (GO): maturation of LSU-rRNA from tricistronic rRNA transcript (SSU-rRNA, 5.8S rRNA, LSU-rRNA); rRNA methylation; maturation of 5.8S rRNA from tricistronic rRNA transcript (SSU-rRNA, 5.8S rRNA, LSU-rRNA)
Cellular component (GO): nucleolus; nucleus; preribosome, large subunit precursor
Molecular function (GO): rRNA (guanine) methyltransferase activity; rRNA (uridine-2'-O-ribose)-methyltransferase activity
Source: RefSeq, a predicted model, not a curated record
AAUAUGUUUCUGCCCACACGUGCCGCUUCAGUGGUGGUGGAAGUGGUGCUGGGUGGCGGUGGGUAGCGUGGACAGAGGCUCCGAGUGUGUCUGCAACGGCGAGUGGGAAACGAAGAGCGGAAUCUAGUGCUCCGGGAAGAGACGUCCCAAUUUCUGCUUUCUCUCCAGAUUGAGUGGCGCUCCCACGUUCCACCAUGGGCAAAAAGGGCAAAGUCGGGAAGAGCCGGCGAGACAAGUUCUAUCACUUGGCAAAGGAGACGGGUUACCGUUCGCGCUCUGCUUUCAAGCUGAUCCAGCUGAAUCGCCGCUUUCAAUUUCUGCAGAAAGCCCGAGCCUUGCUGGACCUGUGCGCUGCACCGGGUGGAUGGCUGCAAGUGGCCACCAAGUUUAUGCCUGUAUCCAGCCUUAUUGUGGGAGUGGAUCUGGUUCCAAUCAAGCCUCUUCCCAAUGUGGUGACACUGCAGGAGGACAUCACAACAGAACGCUGUAGGCAGGCCCUGAGGAAGGAGCUGAAAACCUGGAAAGUUGAUGUUGUGCUCAAUGACGGGGCCCCCAACGUCGGGGCUAGCUGGGUCCAUGAUGCUUACUCACAAGCCCAUUUGACACUGAUGGCUCUGCGUUUGGCUUGUGAUUUUCUGGGCCGUGGUGGCUGCUUCAUCACAAAGGUUUUCCGUUCCCGUGACUAUCAGCCCUUACUAUGGAUCUUCCAGCAGCUCUUCCGCCAUGUCCAGGCCACCAAGCCCCAAGCCUCUCGUCACGAAUCUGCAGAGAUCUUUGUAGUCUGCCAGGGAUUCCUGGCUCCCGACAAGGUUGACAGUAAAUUCUUUGAUCCCAAAUUUGCCUUCAAGGAGGUUGAAGUUCAGGCCAAGACUGUUACUGAAUUGGUGACUAAAAAGAAGCCAAAGGCUGAAGGCUAUGCUGAGGGUGACCUCACACUCUAUCACCGAACCUCAGUCACUGACUUCCUCCGAGCUGCCAACCCUGUUGACUUCCUCUCCAAAGCCAGUGAAAUCUCGCUAGACGAUGAAGAGUUGGCACGGCAUCCAGCUACCACUGAGGACAUCCGGGCGUGCUGUCAGGAUAUCAGAGUGCUGGGGCGUAAGGAGCUCAGGUCCCUACUGAACUGGAGAACGAAGCUUCGGCGGUAUGUGGCCAAGAAACUGAAAGAACAAGCAAAGGCAAUGGACAUCAGCCUCAGCUCAGGGGAGGAAGAGGAAGGUGAAGAGGAGGAGUCAGCAGCUGCGAUGGGGCCGCAGCCCUCGGAGGAGGAGCAGGAGGAGCAGCAGCUGAACCGGACCCUGGCAGAGAUGAAGGCCCAGGAGUUGGCGGAGUUAAAGAGGAAGAAAAGGAAGCUGCUGCGGGAGCAGAGGAAGCAGCGGGAGCGUGUGGAGCUGAGGAUGGACCUUCCCGGGGUCUCCAUUGCAGACGAGGGCGAGACUGGCAUGUUCUCCCUGCGCACCAUCCGGGGUCACCAGCUGUUAGAGGAGGUAACACAGGGGGACAUGAGUGCUGCAGACACGUUUUUGUCUGAUCUGCCAAGAGACGACAUCUACAUAUCAGAUGUUGAGGAGGAGGAUGAUACAUCUCUGGAUAGUGACCUGGAUCCAGAGGAGCUGGCAGGAGUCAGAGAACCUCAGCGUCGAAAGGACCAAAAGUGUGUACGGUUUGCUGAAGCACAAGAUGGUAAAGAGGAGGAGGAAGAAGAGAAUCCAUUGCUGGUGCCAUUGGAGGAAAAGGCACUACUGCAGGAAGAACAGGCCAGCCUGUGGUUCUCAAAGGAUGGCUUCAGUGGGAUCGGGGAUGAUGCCGACGAGGCCCUGGAGAUCAGCCAGGCCCAGCUGUUGUACGAGAGCCGUCGCAAGGGGCAGCAGCUGCCACCACCGCCUUCCGGUGUGAAGAUGGAGAACAAACCUCCCCCGUGCCAGGACGAGGCCCCUGAGAGGGCAGAGGCUCCUUCAGGGACAGAGGCUGCCACCGGCCCUGGCGGGGAAGAGAGAGAUGGCAGUUCUGACAGUGACAGCAGCAGCAGUGAGGGUGAAGAGAGCUGGAAACCAUGCCACAGGAAGAAGCGAAGCCGUGGGCCUAAGUCAGAUGAUGAUGAUGUUGGGUUUGAGAUCGUGCCUAUCAAGGACCCAGUGAAACAUCGGAUACUGGACCCUGAAGGCCUUGCUCUAGGUGCUAUUAUUGCUUCUUCCAAAAAAGCCAAGAGGGACCUCAUAGAUGACUCCUUCAGCCGGUACACAUUUAAUGAGGAUGAGGGGGAGCUUCCAGACUGGUUUGUGCAGGAGGAACAGCAGCACAGGAUACGACAAUUGCCUAUUGAUAAGAAGGAGGUGGAGCAUUACCGGAAACGCUGGCGUGAAAUCAAUGCACGUCCCAUCAAGAAAGUGGCUGAGGCCAAGGCCAGGAAGAAACGGAGGAUGCUGAAGAAGCUGGAGCAAACCAAGAAGAAGGCAGAAGCUGUGGUCAACACAGUGGACAUCUCAGAACGGGAGAAAGUGGCACAGCUUCGAAGUCUCUAUAAGAAAGCUGGGCUUGGAAAGGAGAAACGCCAAGUCACCUAUGUUGUAGCCAAAAAGGGUGUGGGCCGCAAAGUGGGCCGGCCAGCUGGGGUCAGAGGUCACUUCAAGGUGGUGGACUCGAGAAUGAAGAAGGACCAAAGAGCACAGCAGCGGAAGGAGCAGAAGAAAAAGCACAGGCGGAAGUGAGUGGAGCCACCAGAACCUCUGAGGGACUGACUGUGAGGACGAGGAGCGAUUCGGUGCAGCUUCUGGCCUCCUUUGUACCAGCCCUACCCUUGCCUGCAUUGCAGUUGUCUGAAGAGACAGAUUUGAGGUACGCCCUGAAGCAGUGAGGGGGACAUCUUCCUGGCUGGAAGAAAGGGCUCCCGUUAAAGCCCCGCUGAAAUGUCUUGUCGGUGCUGUCAGAGCCCACAACCCUUCUGUGAAGAAUGUGGGGUGCUAGGCGAAAAGUCACACCAUUUUUAGAUCCUAAGGGGAAGUUCAGUGGUGCAGUGGCAUCACUGUAGUCUAUGCUUGGGCAAGUGGGCCUCUCAAGUCUUCCCCCAUUAUCAUCUGAAUAAAACCAGGAUGAUUAAUAGAUGUCUGACAGUUUAGUUCCUGGUAACUUUAACUCCAAAAAACACCUGGGUGUGCACACCAUGUGCACUGUUCUAAAUCAAUCAAUCAUAUUUAGUAUGUCCCGACUCACGAUGAAGUAGAAAUGACAAGCAAUCCACAGGUCCCAGUAGUAAAACAUUUACUAGAGCAAGCAGAAAGGAAUGCACAUCUGAAAGAAACCUUCACAAAGUCACAAAAUUUGAUGUAUAUUUCUUUUCCUUUUAUAAACAAGAUAAAACAAAAAUCAUCAAAAUCAUUUCAGCAAAAAAUUUUUCUACCAUAUGGCAAGUUAAAAAAAAAUACAAUGAAAUAGGAGAAAACAAUUUAAAA